AUGUCCCAAGGUUCUCUAUUCGUUCAGCAGCUUGGCAGAGGUAUCUUGCCUCCUGCUUUGGCCAAAUACUUGGAAUUGGACAUCAAUGUCGUUGAUGUCAGCCAAGACAUGGAAGCUUUCAAGAAAGAGUUCCCAUUGGGUUUGGUUCCAGCCUUCAAGGGUCCAGAAGGGUUCCAGUUGACUGAGAUCAUCGCUGUCCUAUACUACUUCGUUGAAUUGAAGGGUGAUGAACAAAUCACACAAACCUUGUGUGGUGCCACCACCGAGGAAAGAGCCCAGGUCUUGAGAAUGCUUUCUUUCAUGAACGGCGACAUGGCCACUCCAUUCCAAACCUACGCUCUAAUGCAAUUGGGCAAAUUUCCAUACAACAAGAAGAUCUGUGACGAAAAGAAGGCCGCUUUGGAAACAUGCUUCGGUAUCAUCAACAAUAGACUGCAAGAAUACACCUACUUGGCCACCGAGGACAUUUCGCUUGCCGAUUUGUUCUUUGGUGUCUACUACGCCUUCGCCUCCACCCUCGUUUUCGGUGCUGAGUUCAGAUCCCAAUACCCUGCUAUCAACAGAUGGUACCAGACCGUCGAAGCUCACCCUGUUCUAAACGGUUUGUUCGACCAGUCCAAGUUCUUGCAGAAAUCUGUGGUCUACCAGCCACCAAAGAAGGAGUCCAAGAAGGCCGACAAGCCAAAGGCCGAGAAGCCAAAGGCUGCCGAAAAGCCAAAGGCCGAGGAGGAACAGCCUGCUGAGCCAAAGAAGCCAAAGCACCCUCUAGAGGUUCUAGGCAGAUCCACUUUCUCUCUAGACGAGUGGAAGCGUAAGUACUCUAACGAGGACACUAGACCUGUCGCUUUGCCAUGGUUCUGGGAACACUACAACGCAGAGGAGUACUCUCUGUGGAAGGUGGACUUCAAGUACAACGACGAGCUAACCUUGACCUUCAUGUCCAACAACUUGGUUGGUGGUUUCUUCAACAGACUCAGCGCCUCUGUAAAGUACAUGUUCGGCUGUCUCGUUGUCUACGGUGAGAACAACAACAACGGUAUCACCGGUGCCGUUAUGGUCAGAGGCCAGGACGCUAUCCCAGCCUUCGACGUUGCUCCAGACUGGGAGUCUUACUCUUUCACCAAGCUAGACGCCUCUAACGAGCAAGACAAGGAAUUCAUCAACAACAUGUGGGCUUGGGACAAGCCUGUUGUCGUUGACGGUCAAGAAAAGGAGAUUGUCGACGGUAAGGUGUUGAAAUAA
Molecule: messenger RNA, 1242 nt
Organism: Lachancea meyersii CBS 8951
Lineage: Eukaryota; Fungi; Ascomycota; Saccharomycetes; Saccharomycetales; Saccharomycetaceae
Source: the annotation of a GenBank genome assembly